Acinonyx jubatus (cheetah) is the source of this 3858-nucleotide messenger RNA. It is a transcript of the gene GLYR1, whose product is annotated as glyoxylate reductase 1 homolog. The record is from RefSeq and is a predicted model, not a curated record. The transcript has 16 exons. Gene Ontology annotation, molecular function: NAD binding; NADP binding; oxidoreductase activity, acting on the CH-OH group of donors, NAD or NADP as acceptor. Lineage: Eukaryota; Metazoa; Chordata; Mammalia; Carnivora; Felidae. Bases 86 to 1747 code for a protein of 553 amino acids.
CGUGGCCGGGCGCACUCCAAUGGGCGGCGCCGGGGCGACCUGAUGUUCCCGGCGGCCCGUGCGUCGGCGGUGGUUGGGUGGUAAGAUGGCGGCUGUGAGUCUGCGGCUCGGCGAUUUGGUGUGGGGGAAACUCGGCCGGUAUCCUCCUUGGCCAGGAAAGAUUGUUAAUCCACCCAAAGACUUGAAGAAACCGCGUGGAAAGAAAUGCUUCUUUGUGAAGUUUUUUGGAACAGAAGAUCAUGCCUGGAUCAAAGUGGAACAGCUAAAGCCAUACCAUGCGCACAAGGAGGAAAUGAUAAAGAUUAACAAGGGAAAACGGUUCCAGCAAGCUGUGGAUGCCGUUGAAGAGUUCCUCCGGAGAGCCAAAGGGAAAGACCAGACAUCGUCCCACAAUUCUGCUGAUGACAAGAAUCGGCGUAAUUCCAGUGAGGAGAGAAGUAGGCCAAACUCAGGUGAUGAGAAGCGGAAGCUUAGCCUGUCUGAAGGGAAGGUGAAGAAGAACAUGGGAGAAGGAAAGAAGAGGGUGUCUUCAGGCUCUUCAGAGAGAGGCUCCAAGUCCCCUCUGAAAAGAGCCCAAGAGCAGAGUCCCCGGAAACGGGGUCGGCCCCCAAAGGAUGAGAAGGAUCUCACCAUCCCUGAGUCUAGUACCGUGAAGGGGGUGAUGGCUGGACCGAUGGCCGCAUUUAAAUGGCAGCCAACUGUGAGCGAGCCUGUGAAAGAUGCAGACCCUCAUUUCCAUCAUUUCCUGCUCAGCCAAACUGAGAAGCCAGCUGUCUGUUACCAAGCAAUCACAAAGAAGUUGAAAAUAUGUGAAGAGGAAACCGGGUCCACCUCCAUCCAGGCAGCAGACAGCACAGCCGUGAAUGGCAGCAUCACACCCACAGACAAAAAGAUAGGAUUUUUGGGCCUUGGCCUCAUGGGAAGUGGCAUCGUCUCCAACUUGCUAAAAAUGGGUCACACAGUAACCGUCUGGAACCGGACUGCAGAGAAAUGUGAUUUGUUCAUCCAGGAGGGGGCCCGCCUAGGAAGAACCCCCGCUGAAGUCGUUUCAACUUGUGACAUCACCUUCGCCUGCGUGUCAGAUCCCAAGGCAGCCAAGGACCUGGUGCUGGGCCCCAGUGGUGUACUGCAAGGGAUCCGCCCUGGGAAGUGCUAUGUGGACAUGUCAACAGUGGAUGCUGACACAGUCACUGAGCUGGCCCAGGUGAUUGUGUCCAGGGGGGGCCGCUUUCUGGAAGCCCCGGUCUCAGGGAAUCAGCAGCUGUCUAAUGACGGGAUGUUGGUGAUCUUAGCAGCAGGAGACAGGGGCUUGUAUGAGGACUGCAGCAGCUGCUUCCAGGCAAUGGGGAAGACCUCCUUCUUUCUAGGUGAGGUUGGCAACGCAGCCAAGAUGAUGCUGAUCGUGAACAUGGUCCAGGGAAGCUUCAUGGCCACCAUCGCUGAGGGCUUGACCCUGGCCCAAGUGACAGGCCAGUCCCAGCAGACACUCUUGGACAUCCUCAAUCAGGGACAGUUGGCCAGCAUCUUCCUGGACCAGAAGUGCCAAAAUAUCCUGCAAGGAAACUUUAAGCCUGAUUUCUACCUGAAGUACAUCCAGAAGGAUCUCCGCUUAGCCAUUGCCCUGGGUGAUGCGGUCAACCAUCCUACUCCUAUGGCAGCUGCAGCCAACGAGGUGUACAAAAGAGCCAAGGCACUGGACCAGUCUGACAACGACAUGUCUGCCGUGUACCGAGCCUAUAUACACUAAGCCCUCGAUACCCCAUCCCUGCCUCCCAGGUCUUCCCUCUGGCCCCUCCUCCUCACAUGGGGUUGGGGUCCUGGGACUUAGCUCUGGACCAGUCCACCUGUCUCCAUCUCCUUUUCUACAGACUUUGAGACUUGCCAUCAGCACAGCACACAGCGUCACCCCUCCCCUGGAGGUCCUGGGGAGGGGAGGGGUGUCAGCAGGAUUGGCCUUUGGGAAAGCUCUUGAGCUGGGCACUGGCCCCGGACUAGGUGGCUGUGUGUUCACACACACACACACACACACACACACACACAGACACACACACCCUACACACCACACACUGGCUCUCGCCCCAGGAUAGAAGCUGCCCAGAAACUGCUGCCUGGCUUUUUUUUCCUCCUGAGCUUGUCUUAUCUCAGACCCUUUCCAGUAGAGGAACUAGAAUCAGCAGUGAGAACUGGAAGCCUUCCCACUGCUGCCGUCCCUCAGAGCAAAGAGGCUGUGGUUACGUCCACGUCCCCCCACUGGAUCCCCCAUGUGAGAGAGAGGCUCUGGGUCAAGAUGAGCCAGCACCGACUCCAAACAGAGGGUCCCCAUGGGCCCUCCAACCUCAGGUGACCAGCUGAUGAGGAUUGUCAUAUUUAAGCUACCAAUGUGCAACCAACUCUCCGUAAAUGCCUUUGUGAACUGAAAAGAGAUUGGCAAAGUUGAGCGAACACAGGGCUCUGGCUCUCCAGGGAGAGCAGCAAAUCGCCAGCACGUUAGGUGAGCCUCACAGAAGCCUGCUCUCCUCGCCGCUCUUGAGCACCUGUCCUAGAAGUCACCAUCACUGCAGAGCCCUGGGCUGGGAUCAGACUUCUUCACUUUGGUGUAGGGGGAGCUCACUCCUCACCAGGCUCUUAGUAUUUGGAUUUGCAUUCCAGCCCUUGGGAAGGGGAUCCUGAGGGCCACCAGGGAGGAGCAAAGAGGGAGGAGAGUGGGGUUCCUUCCUGUUUCCGUUAUGCUGCAGACUCCACCUGGAGCCACUCUGACUGGGUCCCCUCACAGCAGUCCCAUCCUCUCCAACCUGCUCCUGCACAUGUUCCCCACCUGCCUACCUUUUCAUUCUCCCUUCCUCCUCUUCUUCCCAUGGAGACAGUGUUUCUGUCCCUUCUUUGGCCCAAACCCAGCCUGACCAACGAUGGCCAUUUCUUAGGCUCAGCUCUUGAAACAGGAUCAGGUGUCUUCACUUCAGCCAGAAGCAUAGCCUCCAAUGCUUCCAGGGCCCCAGGGUCUUUUGGGAGGGAAGAGAACUGAACCUGACCCAACCUGAACUAACUGACCCGAAGAGGUAGAUCUAAGACAUCUUUGAGACCCUAACGUUUCUCCUUGGAUAGGGGACCAGAGGGACUUACGAUGUGGUGUAAAAACAAGGAGAAGUCACCCAAAGGAUGUCCAUGUUCUCUCCCUCUAUAUGGGUUGAAUUUUCCAAAGUUAUACUUUGCAGGUCAGCAUUUCUAGUGAAUAUGUAUAAUGAGGAGACCACACUGGUGUGGGCCCCUCCCCCUCACAAAUUUGGCCCUUUUCCACUGAUAGAACCCAGGCUAGGGGAUCUCAGAAGACAUAGGGGGGAGGGCAGGGAAGAUGCCUGCGGGUUUUUGGCAUAAUUUCACUGGGAUUUGGAAUUCUUUUCUGUCUGAACACAAAGCCUGUUCUAGUCCUAGCCGGACACUCGGGGUUGGGGGUGGGAGGGUGGGGGUGGGGGAAGAUGCUGUAAUGAAACUGGUUAGUCAAUGUUGUCUUAAUAUUGUUGACAAUUCUGUAAAGUUUCUUUUUAUGACUAUUUCUGUUUAAGCUAUUUCACCUUUGUUUUGAAAUCCUUCCCUUUUAGAAGAAAAUGUGACACUUGUGAAAAAGCUUGUAAGAAAGCCCCUCUUCCACCAUCCCUUUUUUUUCCCCUUUAAACCUACUUUAAAUGACAAAUCUUCUAGGUAAUUAAGGUUGUGAAUUUUUAUUUUUGCUUUGUUUUUAAUGAGCAUUUGUCUUUCAGAAUAGGAUUGUGUGAUGUUUAAAUGGCAAAAACAAAACAUGAUUUUGUGCAAUUAACAAAAAAAGCUACUGCAAGCAAAAUAAAACGUUUCUUGGUAACACAA